CCGGUUUUUACACAAGUACGCCGCACGAGCGCACAAAGUUUGUAACAAACUUUGUAUACACAUUCUAAUUUUUGUAUAUGUGUGUGUAUGUAUUUUGUUCACACAUAGACGAGUGGGUCGAGGCCGGCCAGCCAGGACCCCACGACCAUGGAACAAGAUCACGAUUCUUCACCUUGCUCGGACCUUGCCCUUGAUUCUUUUUGACAGGUUGGUGCAGAAGCCCUGUGCAGGGGCGACUAGGCCGUUCAGGAGAAAGCGUGGGCUGAGUCGCAAUAGGCCCAGAAGUUUUCUGAGCUGACAAGAUUCGACAAUCAUGUCAGCUGCAAAAAACCCAAAGCGGCAAUUUGAAAAAAGUAAUUUCACGAGAUUGUCGAUGCGCUGGAAUGCGGGGGAAUGCCAAGAACUCACUAUGACAGGCAAGAUGGAACCUGUGACGAGCCUACCGCUCCCGCCGCGCCCAGAAGCUACGGAGUUUAGUCUCGCGAUUGGGCAAGAACUUGGCAGAGGAGGAAAGACUCAACUCGACACCUGAGACUGGCGAAGCCACCACGCGCACCAACUUUGAGGAGGCCAACAGCUUUGGCGCCGCCCACCUUGAGCGUUCACAAACCUCUCAGGUUUGUUGCCGCGUUCUACAGAGUCAUCGCCGUCGCGAUGGUCAAAUCUUGAAUCUUCCUUGCCCACUUCUGGAACAUUCCGCGAUGGUGGCCCCUAGAAACCUAAGCCUAAAGGACUGGUUACCGCCUCAUGGAAUUCUUUGUGGUUUCUCUUAAACGUGCCUAUCUUCAGGAGUGAAGCUCAAUCUGCACUACGUAAAUCAUUCGAAGAAGUCUGCGACGUGGGCAUCAAAGCUUGGAAUCUCUAUGGGGCCAGUUCAACUUUUCUCGAUGGCCACUGCAGUUUUUUAUCCGUGUGGCUAUUAUCACGCAUCAAUGGGGUUAGGCGCAAGCAAGAGCACUACUACACUGCGCUUGUGUACAAGGACUUGCUUAGUCUGCAGCUCACAACGGCAAAAGCAGUUGCAGCUGAGCGUGCAGUUCAUGGACUCUAUGCCUACUUGAAGUUUCUUUAAUCCGAGCGGCUGAUCAUGCCAUGGCAAUGAUGCCACGGAAGAGGGGCCAGAUUUUGAUCUCCCUCUCCACCACCCUGCAAGCUACGUGCCUUGGUUUCUCCUUGCUGGUUGGGACUUGAGCUUGAGCCGGAGCGAUGCGCAGGGCCCAACACUUUCUAAUUACGGCCCCAAUCACCUCACCUGACGUUCACGCGGCGCAGCGUGCGAGGGUGGCUGCUGGUGCAAUUGUCGAGAUUGGCGCAGUGGAAGCAUGGUCGCAGUCGCUUCAGGCGCGUUUAGCUUGGCUUUUGGAUGCCUCGGGUGGCCCACCGAAGGUAAAGUGUUCAUGGCUGUCCGAGUCAAUCAAGCGCCACGGUGAUCAUAGCAGCGGGCAGGCCAAAAAUGGUGACAUUUCCACCCUCCAGAGCUUGCAAAGUCACCUUGAGCGCGCGAAGAGGGAGCUUUGCCACCAAAGCGCUGGACAACGCCAGGAGGACCAUGGGGAGACAGUGCGGAACAUGGAACUGGUAGCACAGCAGCUUGCUGAACAACGAAUGCAGCUCUACCAAAAGCACCAAGAAGAAGUCAUUUUCUUGAAAGAUCAAGAGGUCGAUCAACAGCUGGUACAACCUGCGUUGGCAGAGCUGAAUCUUCAACAGGAGCACGAGAGGCAGCAAAUGGAAAGACUUUGCGCGGAGCACGAGAUGAAGCUGUGCCAAGCAACAGACGUGCUGCAAGAUGCAAGCCGCAAGGAACGUGAUGUGGUUACCAAUUUCGAGCUUGGCCCAGGGCAAAACUGCGACUACGAGGUAGACUUCCAGGA
Durusdinium trenchii is the source of this 1874-nucleotide messenger RNA. Lineage: Eukaryota; Dinophyceae; Suessiales; Symbiodiniaceae. The record is from the annotation of a GenBank genome assembly.